AUGGAUUUGCGUAAAUGGGUUUGGAGUGUGUGUGCUGCGUUUGGCUUGGUGCUCACUGUUAGUGAACAUUCGCACUGCGAGAUAACCUGGGAGGUUCCUCGCUUUGACGGCUGGUACAACAGUCUGGGAUAUCCCCGACGCGGAGCUGUCGGUACUCAUCUGAUGCGCCUCGUGCCCGCGCAUUACUGGGACGGAGUCUACCAUCCUGUCCAGGAGCCGCUGCUUCCAAACCCCCGCAGACUGAGUAGGCUGCUGGCGGAGGGGCCCUCGGGUCUCCCCUCCACACGCAACCAGACCGUGCUCUCGCUUUUCUUUGGUUAUCAUGUUACAUUUGAAAUUUUUGACUCAAGAACUCCUGGUUGCCCACCUGAGUUCAUGCACAUCCCAGUCCCAAAAGGUGAUCCUGUCUUUGACCCGACCGCCUCUGGGAAAGUCCUCCUGCCCUUCCAAAGAGGACCGUGGGACAAAGAGUCAGGACAGAGUCCCAGUAACCCUCGCAUACAGGUCAACUUGGUGACCGCCUGGAUAGAUGGUAGCUCUAUUUAUGGCCCCUCCACUUCCUGGUCCGACUCCCGGAGAAGCUUCUCUGGAGGCCUCCUCACUUCAGGCUCUGAGUGGAACAUGCCCAAGAAAGGAGGACACCAGAUGUGGAGCGCUGCUGAUCCCUCUACAAGAGAAGCUGUAGCACAAGGCCUUUAUGAGUUGGGAAAUGCCUGGGCUAACGAGAACGUGUUCACAGCAGCAGAGGGGAUUAUCUGGUUUCGGUACCACAAUCAUAUCGCCUCCAAACUCCACAACAAUCACCCAGAGUGGUCAGACGAGGAGCUGUUUCAAAACGCCAGGAAGACCGUUGUGGCCACAUUCCAGAAUAUUGCUCUCUAUGAAUGGCUGCCUGCGUACCUUAAUGGCAAAAAGCUUCCUCCCUACCCAGGUUACCAGAAGUUUGUUGAUCCAGGGAUCUCGCCUGAGUUUCAGGCUGCUGCCAUACGGUUUGGUAUCACUAUGGCUCCACCUGGUGUUUACAUGAGAAACAGAACCUGCCAUUUUCGGGAAAUUAUCAACAUCGAUGGGAGCACAUCGCCAGCAAUGCGCCUUUGUAACAGCUUUUGGAAACGUCAGGAAGUUAAUAUGAAGAAAAGCCAGGAUGUAGAUGACCUCCUUAUGGGAAUGGCCUCCCAGAUUGCAGAGAGAGAAGAUAAUAUUGUUGUGGAGGACUUGAGAGAUUUUAUGUACGGACCGUUGAGGUUCACCCGGACAGAUCUGGUGGCUAUGACCAUCCAGCGAGGAAGAGACUUUGGUCUACGGAGUUACACUGAGAUUAGAAAGGCUCUGGAUUUGCCUCCUGUAAAUAGAUUUGAGGAUAUUAAUCCUGAGCUCAACCACACCAACCCACAGUUGCUUCGCGACAUUGCAGAACUGUAUGAUGGAGACAUCUCAAAGCUGGAGCUCUUUCCUGGAGGACUGCUGGAAACUCUUGAUGGGCCGGGUCCUGUUUUCUCCGCUAUUGUGCUGGAUCAGUUUGAGCGUAUAAGAAAUGGAGAUCGUUUUUGGUUUGAGAAUAAGCAGAAUGGUUUGUUUACGGAUGAAGAGAUCCAAGCGGUCCGCAGUGUGACGUAUCGUGACGUCCUUAUUGCGGUGACAAGUGCAGAGGCCUCACAUAUACAGAAUAACGUGUUCUUCUGGAAGGAUGGUGACCCCUGCCCUCAACCCACACAGCUAAAUGCAUCAAUGCUCCAUUCUUGCACUAAUGCCACAAAACUUGAUUACUUUGAUGGGAGCAGAGCUGGCUUUGGGAUAUUUGUUAUUGUCAUGUUCCUUUUCCCUGUUGUGAGUUUUCUGGUGGCCUCUACGGUGGCGUAUCUAAGAAAGUAUCGCUACAGGAAGUUCCAAAGAAGAAAGAAAGCUGGUGACAGAACAGAUGAGCCGGCUGUGGGACUCAGUGCACACGAGUGGCAGGGUCAUAAAAAACAGUUGCAGCCCGUCAGCGUGGAGAUCGAUGAGAAGCGGAGGCUGCAGGUCUGUGACAGAUCUGGAACUGCUCACCGCUGCAUCAAUCUGCGCAACCAGGACUACCUAGAUGUCGUUCUCUCCAACGACUGUCAGCAGAAGGCUCUGCUGCUCAAAGUGCCAAAAGAGUAUGACCUGGUGCUGUUUUUUGAUGAAGAGAGCAAACGUAUGGAAUUUGUCAGGCAACUGCGCCCAGAGGUGACAGACGUCAGGCCGGAGGUUAAAGUCAGAGAGAUGAGGGAGAAGGGACUGCUGAAGGAGGCUUUGACCAGAGAGCAGAGGGCUCAGAUUGUUGAAACUUUCAUUCGCCACGCUUUCUCCAAGGUCUUGGAAAUAGAGAAGUGUGACGCCGGAGACAUGAGUGGCAUAUCCCACAAGAAAGCCAGGGAGGUUCUCCAGUGUGAGCUGACGGCGUCGGAGUUUGCUGAUGCACUUGGCCUCAAAUCCGAUUCCUUAUUUGUGGACUCCAUGUUUACACUAGCUGAUAAAGAUGGCAAUGGCUACCUCUCCUUUCAAGAGUUUCUGGAUGUUAUUGUUAUCUUUAUGAAAGGUAAAAACUAG
Messenger RNA from Neolamprologus brichardi, 2568 nucleotides. NCBI's taxonomy places the organism in Eukaryota, Metazoa, Chordata, Actinopteri, Cichliformes, Cichlidae. The record is from RefSeq and is a predicted model, not a curated record.